Lytechinus variegatus (green sea urchin) is the source of this 5571-nucleotide messenger RNA. RefSeq names its product centrosomal protein of 162 kDa-like. Gene Ontology annotation, biological process: cilium assembly. The record is from RefSeq and is a predicted model, not a curated record. Gene Ontology annotation, cellular component: centriole; axonemal microtubule; centrosome. Lineage: Eukaryota; Metazoa; Echinodermata; Echinoidea; Temnopleuroida; Toxopneustidae.
UUGAAUCCGAUUUCGACUUUUUGUGCUGAGAUCACCUGGAUCCAGUUAGUAAACAGACUGGUCAGCAAGAAGAUGCAAGCAAGAUGCCUCGAGCACCAAGAUUGUCCCAACAAGAACUUGAUGAUGAAUUUGAGCAGUUUCUCAAAGAGUCUCUUUCCGAUGACUCCAUGGAUUUCACCAGCAAGCGGAACAGAAGUCCAAGAAGGGGGAGGAAAGAAGACACCGGUACCCCAUGGUGGAUGAAAGGAGAUGAUGACUAUGGAUUGAAGAGUGGAAGAGGCAAGAAGAACACUGAUAAUGAACCCGCUUCUACACCAAGCAGCAUGAAAUGGUUGAAACCCAAGAAACAAUCUACUCCUCUUAGAGAUGUUCAGGAAGAAGAAGAUGAAGAAGUCGUGAAGCCGAAAGGCAUUUUACAGAAGGGAAAACGUAUAGAGGAGAAGGAACAAGUGGAGCCUGCAAAGACAUCUGAAGUUUCAAGAAAGCAGAUCAGCAGAGAUAGUUUAGAAGAAGAUGACUUUGAUGAAAAGUUUGAGGAAAGUCGAAAAAGAAGUGGAGUCAUACCAGAGCAAGCCAGCUUUGAAGAUACAUACAGUCAGUCAGAACCAACAGAAGGCCUUACAACCGGAGAAACGACUAGCCAGGAUCCCUAUGGAGGCCAGAGCACAAUGGGCUCCACCGGUCAGGAUCAAUACGGAGGCCAGAGCACCUUCGGAUCUACCGGACCAGGAGCCGAGACGCUUGAAGAAAUGGCUGACAAGGCUAGGUUCUUCAAGGAGCUUGAAGAGAAAGCAGAGAGGACCAUAGACUACAGUAGACUGAACAGAGAGGCUGAUCUAUCAGGCACUAUGGGUACCAUGGGGACACUCCCAUCGGCUUACAUGGGAUCUCCAGAGGACACUGGCCCACAAGUCAAGAAGAUGGAAGAUUUGUUUCCAGCAGAAUCUGGUAAAGCACAUGAUAUUCCGGCAAAGAAGUCUUCUCCAAAUGAAAAGGAUCAAUCUGAUGGCGGUAUGCUAGGGAAAGUUGCUUUAUUGGAUACGAUUGACACAACCCUUAGUCCUGUGAAAGCUCCAAGGAGAUCUCCACCCGCAGGCGGGCAUGGUGAUGCCCCUUCUACCAAUCGAGGAGGCUUCUUAAAUUCUGGACCAACAGGUCUUGCUCCUACAGAUACUAGAGGUCUAAGUACUGGUGGUACUACAGGAGAGUUGGAAGCUCUCCAGGCGAUCUUAAGGGAAGCCGCUGACACUCCUACCUUACACCUUGGUGAGGACAUGGAUCACUCUGUCAACAAAGGAAUCAAGGAACGCACUGUAGAAGAUAUACUACGCGAAGCAAAUCAAGAAAGACAUUCUAAAAAUGAUGCCCAAGAUGAGAGCAGAGGUUUUAGUCUCGAGGCUGCACACUAUCCCUCCAGGGAAGAUCAAGGGACGAGAGGGUUUGAUUUACAACCUGCCAAUCAGGAGACAGGGAUUGGAUCACAUGAUACUGAUGUCCAUGGUACAGACUCCGAGGCCAGAGGGUUUGCUUUGAGUCCUGUCUCUGAAGGUGGGGAGGCAAGAGGUUUCAAUCUUCAGCCUGCGUCACCUGUUCUUAGAGGGAUGGAUCUUCAACCGGCUAGUGGUGCCGACAUUGAGUCCGUCGACAGUGCCCAACCCAUGCCUUCUCUGGCGCGGAAGCCGGCGUCCAAGAAAAGAACUCCAUCGAAACAGAGAGGGCGCUAUUCACAUGUGAGGAGCUCAGGAUACGGACCAAAGCAGUCCGGUCAGAAGGCUGCUUGGUCACCGGCCGAUGUUGGCAAGCAAAAGGUCAAGGGUUCUGAGAUCCCAGCAUUGAACGGAAGAGAUGAUAAAUCCCAGAGACAUCUUCUAGCUUCAGUAGAAUCCUUUGCUUCGUAUCUCCAUGAUCAGUUUGCUGAUGGUAGGAGAACCACACCACCUCUUAAACAAUCCACAGAAGAGCCUAUCCUUUCUGCCAGCAUGCGGGAGGCCAAACUUCACACGCUAUCUCGUGAGAGGGCACUGGUCGCUGAGGUGAAUGAAUGGCAGCAGCAGUGGCAGGAGGAGAGACGCCUCAACGCCAAAAUGAGAGCCGAGAUAACGGACCUACAGAAGGAGCAUGAACGCAAAGAGACACAGCUGAGACUGGAGCAUGAGAAGGAGAUCUUUAAACUAAAGCAAGAGAAUUUUGUUCUUGUUGCAAAACUGAAUAGCCAGGAUGAUCAGGACAAGGCCCGUAGAAGAGAGUUGGUUUCAGGGAAAACGCCAGAAGGAGUGAGCCAAGAGGAGCAACUCAAACUGAUGCAGAGAGAGAUCGUCCAACAAGAGACAUUGCUCCAAGGAUACCAACAGGAGAAUGAACGACUCUUUGGGGAGGUGAAGAAACUCCAAGGAGGCAACAAAGAAAACGAGGCAAGGAUGUUCAAAGAGAACCAGAGACUACAAACAGAAGUCGGCAACUUAAGAGAGCUGAUGGAGAUGAAAGAUAGAGCAUUGAGGAACAAAGGCAUCAUCACAGGCGAUAGGAUACAGCAAGAGAUAGCUGCAGGGAAUACAGCUGUACUGGGAGCAGGAAAGAUAGCAGAAUUACAGGCAGAGAUCAAAGAACAUGAGGUUUGUGAAGCUACAUUAAGAGCGGAUGCUAGACAGUUGACCCAGGAGAAGAAAGAACUUGAAGCCCACAUUGAACAGCUAGUCAGAGAGAAGACUAGGCAACAAGAAAGACUGAAUUCUAUGAGAGAUGGCAAAAAUAUUGAAUUCAAGGAGUUGCAGGUGAAGUAUGAGCGUGAGAUGGAAUCCCUUCAAAAGAAGGUUAGAUGGUACUCCGAAAAUCAAGAACUCUUGGACAGGGAUGCAGCGGCUCUAAAGGAGAAAGAUGAUCAAAUAGUAGAACUGAAAGAACAACUUAAGAGUGGUCCUAACAAGCCAAACAGUAAGAGUAUGGAGGCCCAAAGGAGAGCCAAAGAAAGAGCAGCUGAUGCUAAGAAGAUACAGGAUCUAGAAAGACAGGUCAGAGAAAUGAAUGACAUCAUCAGAAGGCGACACCCGAACUCACUGCCUGCCCUCAUCUACGCCGCUGCCUCCACCUCAUCUCCACUCCCAACCGAGGGCAAAGGUCAGAAGUCAACUGAAGGUCAACCAAGGUCAAUCACCUUUCUGGAGGACAAGGUCAAGAGGUUGGAGAAGGAAUUGGAAGGGAAAGAGGAGGACAACAAGAGAGGUCUUCGAGUUGUUGAGCAAAAGUACAAUGCCAUGAAGGUGAGAUAUGAAGACAGGAUCAACUCUUUAGAGUCACAAGUAGAGCAAAUUGAGACUGGUAGGCAAUCCCAGACCCGUCCCCACACCAGUGUGACAGCACUGCAGAAGGAGCUGGAUGGCAUCAGAGAAAGGAACAAGAGCCAGCUCCUGGAGCUGGAGAAGGAAAACAAGGAGCUGAAGAGAAGGUUGUCCAAGGCAGUGUCAUCAGGAAUGAGUGGAGGAGAUGGGAAUGGAAAAGAUGGACGAAUAGGAAGAGGAUUGGGAGAGAAGGAUCUCCAAGGAAAGCUCUCUCAGCUGGCUUUAGAGCUUGGCGCUAAAGACAAGGAGCUUGAGUUACUAAAAGCUACAGUCGACAGAUUGAUGGAAGAAAGAUUCCAUGCUAUGAAUGCAACAGAGAAUAGUAAAGGUAAAACUAAGAAGUUAAAGAGACAAGGAAGUAAAUCAGAGGUGGUGGAGGAAUCGACCAAGCCGUACAUUCCAGAAAACUUCACUGGGUCUCAUAUAUCAGAUGUUCUGAUGGAGAAUGAGAGACUUAAACAUCAGCUGGAUGAUGUAUCCUUAGAGAUGGAGCAGCAGAGGGUCCGCCUCCAUGCCGCGCUGGCCGAAGCGGAGGGCGCCACCAGACAGGCAAGGGAGAGAGCUACCGAAGAGAUGUCAUCGUUAAGAUCGCAUCAUCAGAUGGAGAUUGAGAGGAUGAAAGCCGAGAGAGCAAUGAUCGUGGGAGAUUCCAAGAUGGCGAGGUUGAAUAGUCAGGUGGAAACACAUCAGGUGAUGGUAAGAGAGCUACAAGACCAGCUGAGCGAGGCUCGUCUGGAGAUAGAUCGUCUCCAGGCCUCCAGGGUGAGGGAGCGUGUGAUGGAGACGCAGGUGGAUCAAUUGAGGAUGGAGCUACGAGAGGCCAAGGAGAACCACACACCUGAGAUGAAGCAUUUUGAAGCACUGCAAGCCAAGAUAGUAGCAUUGGAAAGCAGACAUAUCCAACGUGACAAAGACCUACAACUCUUGGUGGAGAGAGCUACUCACAGCGCUACUUCAGAGAAGGACCAGGAGAUCUUGACUCUCAAAGGGCUUGUUGCAUCCAAGAACAUGGAGAUUCAGAGGUUCCGAGUUGAGCUGGAGGCCAUCCUAGAGGUUCUUAGAGAGCUUCAAAGACAAGGUGUAGUUCUUCCGUUAGACAGCCAGUCAGUCCACUCUAUGUUAUGACACAUGUAGGGUAAUCCUUAGGUUUAGGGUAUAGCCAGAGUCUAUCUUAGAGGUUCUUAGAGAGCUUCAAAGGCAAGGUGUAGUUCUUCUGUUAGAACAGCCAGUCAGUCCACUCUAUGUUAUGACACAUGUAGGGUAAUCCUUAGGUUAAGGGUAUAGCUAGAGUCUGUUUUAGAGGUUCUUAGAGAGCUUCAAAGGCUAGGUGUAGUUCUUUUGUUAGACAGCCAGUCAGUCCACUCUAUGUUAUGACACAUGCUGGGUGAUCCAGAGGUUCAGUUUGGGUAUCCUAGAGGUUCUUACAGAGUUUCAAAGACAGGUGUAGUUCUUGCGUUAGACAGCUAGUUGGUCCACUCAGUGUUACGACACAUGUAGGGUAAUCUUGAGAUUCAGGUCAGGCACCACUAGAGAUUCUUAGAGAACUUCAAAGACAGGGUAUCAUGCUGUGAGACAGAAUCUUUAGUAAGUCCACUCUGUGUUAUGACACAUGUAGGGAUAUCUCCAGGUUUAGAGUAGGCACACCUCAAGAACUUCAAAGAUAUGAUGUAGUUCUUCCGUUAGACAGCCAGUCAGUCCACUCUAUGCUAUGGCAUAUAUAGGGCAAUCCAGUUUUUCAAGGAGGCCAUCCUAGAGGUUCUUAGAGAACUUAAAAGACAAAGUGUCAUUCUGCAGUUAGAUAUCCUGUCAGUCCACUUCAUGGUACAGUAUGACGCAUUAAGGGUAAUCUAGAGGUACAGGGAGGAGUUGUACAGUAGGCCAUUGGAGAGAUUCUUAAAAAGCUUUAAAGACAGGGAUUUGUUCUGCCAUUGGACAGCCAGUCAGUCCACUCUAUGACAUGACACAUGUAUGGCAAACUUGAAGUUUAGAGGGGCCAUGAGCAAAAUGAAUUUUCAGUAGCAUUAAUCAAUUUUGAAGGAUUUUUUAUGGGAAUAAAAAAAAAAUUAUUGGGAAGUUAGCACAAAAAAAGGUUAUAGAUCGCAGAUUUCUUACAUAGAGUUUUGUGAUACUCCAACCAGACCUGUUCAAGAAACUUUAUGCAAUCAGGCAAAAGUGUAGUUAAUUGUUACCUGGCAUGAAUACUAAAAUCUUGAAAUGCUUGUGCAGUGGGAUACAG